UUGUUGGGUUGGGCCGACCUACCAAACACACCCUAGAGAGUCAGACUAUUCACGAUACCAUACUAGUGCUAAACACUUGUACUAACUUAGAUAUGUAAAUACCUCUGUCAUGCCUGUACUGUAUAUAAUACAACAAACUGGAGCAUAGUAGCAUGGAUUAAUGCCUGAAUUUCAACACCCUUGACUGCUGGAAAUGCAGUUACAGUCAGUGACUUACUGCUGAAACACGCUGCCUAUCUUUCCUGCUGAAUAUAUAUGCCUGAAACACGGUUACCUCAUGAGACCUCUGUAAACAAACUGAAAAUCACCAAACCUCCUAAGUUGCCAACUUGGCAUCAUCAAAGCUCACAGCCAAACACACCUAUACAUAUAUAUAUACCCCUAGGAUGCAAAACACUACCUCUCUUCAAGAUCAGCACCCAAAUACUUCCCUGACUAUUCAAAUCAUGAACAAUACAAAUAGACACUAAAAUGUAAUCAUAACAAAAGCUGUAAAUUGAAACAAAAACAAAAAAAAAUGCAUGAGGUUGUAUAUAGAUCAGCGCUCUAAUAAAUAGAUCUCUUUUAAGUUCAUCAAGGAAUAUCCUCUUCGCCGCAUGGAUGUGGUUUCAGACAUAGUGGAUUAAACCUGUCUGGAAGCAACAGGUAACACAAGAAGAUGAGAAACCAGUGAAGCAAAUUAUCUACCCCCACUCCUAUUUUUCCACCUAGAACUACUUACUAGCAAGGGACUGCAAACACCUAGAAAUCCUGUGCAGAGCUCUACCCAGCUGCUGCUCACACAAAGUGACCCAAAGUAACAAGCGCUCACCUAACGGGCACCAAGCCACCUUGCAUUGCAACCUUGUGGCUGCAGCCCGCAUUCUUCUCACCAGGCCUGCCCUCUCUUCAUCCACAUAUACUAGGCAUGAUUUUUUGCAUCCUCCAUAUAUAGAUGAAAACUAGCUGACGUUCUGGUGUUGUCUACGAGAGCCAUGAGGGGUUUUGCGAUUGUUGUAGCAGCAGCGCUGCUGCUUGCCGGAGAGCUGCAUUGCGCAAGAACAGCACCCUCACCAGCAGAGGCGUCGGCAACACCAUCUCCACCGCUGCCAACAGAGGCUCCGCAGCCAGAAGCACCACUGCAGGCUCCUCAACCACCGCGGCGCGCAACAGCACCACCGCAGCCACGGCGACGGCCACACGGACCGCCGCACGGACGAGCCCCGCCGCCAGCGGUUCCUCGGGGGCAGGAUCCACCGCUGCCACCACCACGGCCAGUGGCUCCUCCGAGGCCCGACCCUCCGUCGCCGCCACGGCAGGUUGUGCCACCACAGGAACCCGUGUUGGCGGCGCCACCGCCACCACCACCCAGAGCGAGGGCCAACAACUACACUGUCGGCUGCACUACACUCCUCAUAUUUGGGGACUCGACAGUGGAUCCUGGAAACAACAACCGUCUGAGGACGACCGCCAAGGCGAACUUCCUGCCCUACGGCAUCCACUUCUAUGGCCGGAGGCCGACUGGACGCUUCUCGAAUGGCAGGCUAGCCACCGAUAUGCUGGCGGAUAAGCUUGGCAUACAGGGGACUAUUCCAGGCUUUCUUGACCCGACGUUGAAGCUGGGCCAACUCAGGAAGGGUGUGAGCUUUGCAUCAGCAGGCUCUGGAUACGACGAUAUCACUGCCAGCACAUUAAGCGCGUUGCCAUUUCGGAGACAAUUAUGGCACUUCUGGCGCUACAAGCUACUGAUCCGAGCAUUGCACGGACCAAGAAGAGCGGAGAGGCUUGUUAACAGGGCUACCUUCGUCAUAAGCGCUGGCACAAAUGACAUGCUUCUAAACUACAUCGCAUCAAACCGGUCAGCUGGUCCUAUUGGCAUGCUGCGUUAUGAGAACAACCUGAUAUCACGCCUCGGCAACUAUACCCAGGUGAUGAGAAUGCUUGGAGGGAGAAGAUUCUUAUUUGUCGGGCUACCACCGAUCGGAUGUUUACCGAUAGCGAGAACAUUGCUUGGAAGGGGUCCAGAUGGAUGCGACAGCAACUUAAACCAGCUAGCGGCUUCCUUCAACUCGAGGCUGAUUCAGCUAUCGAAUUUCAUCAACUACCAACCCCGGUUAAAAAGUGCCUACAUAGACACCUACACAAUCAUACGGGAGGCAACAGAUAACCCUCAGAGUUAUGGGUUGUCGGAGGUAUCAAGAGGGUGCUGCGGAUCAGGGAUGAUCGAAGUUGGUCAGACAUGCAGAGGGCGAAGGACAUGCCCAGAUCCUAGCAAGUAUCUCUACUGGGAUGCCGUCCAUCCAACAGAGACAACAAACCAACUUAUCACAAGUCUGAUGCUGGACUCCAUUGCUGGACUCUACAGCUAGGUGCUAAAGCUCAAAAGGAUCCUCAUCCUUAUGUGGAUCGAGCCUGUCUGUUAAGGUUGCACUGGCAGUGGGAUCGUUUCUCCUUCCUUUUUUUUAACAUCAGUGACUUGUGCUAUAUUCAAGUGUUCUGCAAUAUACUUGAGUUGUAAGACUAAAGUGAUUUGCAGUUAUCAUC
Lolium perenne is the source of this 2523-nucleotide messenger RNA. RefSeq names its product GDSL esterase/lipase At5g45950. The record is from RefSeq and is a predicted model, not a curated record. Gene Ontology annotation, molecular function: hydrolase activity, acting on ester bonds. NCBI's taxonomy places the organism in Eukaryota, Viridiplantae, Streptophyta, Magnoliopsida, Poales, Poaceae.